Blepharisma stoltei is the source of this 1117-nucleotide messenger RNA. NCBI's taxonomy places the organism in Eukaryota, Ciliophora, Heterotrichea, Heterotrichida, Blepharismidae. The record is from the annotation of a GenBank genome assembly.
AUGGAUGACGGCUUGCGUAAAAGAUGACUCGAAGCCAUUCACAAUGACAUCCUUUCGCCGAUCUAUUUUUCCAACGUCGAAAAUUUCCCUUACAAUGAAAAUCGUCCAUUUACUCCUGAUUACACUAAAGUUGCUGAAUUAAGAUUGAAGGACUUUUCAGCAUUUAGCCAUACAAAAGCUGAACUGAGGGAGUAUAUUCUGCAUAUUUUUUAUGAUUUACUAUGCAUUUUUUAAUUAAAUUUCAUUUUAUAUAAUAUUUCUGUUAAACAAUACAUAUUGCUUAUAAAAAGGAAUAGAUACCUUUCAUAUUGACGUAUGCAAAAUGCAGAGACUUAUAUACGCACUCUGUGAAAAUUAUCAAGAUAACCCAUUCCAUAACUUUUUCCAUGCUUUUUCAGUAGUCCAGAUGAUCCAUUCUAUAGGAGAGCAUGUAAAUAAAUACCAAGAUCUCCUCGACAACCGUGAACGCUUUGCUUUACUUAUCUCAUCAUAUGGCCAUGACCUAAAUCACCCAGGUGUUACCAACGCAUUUAUGAUUAAUUCCCGACAUCAACUAGCGAUCAGAUACAACGACAUUUCAGUUUUGGAAAAUCAUCAUGCGGCUACUCUGAUUCAUUUUCUUGAACUGAGCGGGUGCGAUAUUUUUUGCAAUUUGUCAUAUGAAGACCAGACUUAUAUGAGAAGGCUCAUCAUCCCUACUAUUUUGGCCACUGAUAUGGCCAAGCAUAAAUCUGUGAUGGAAAAUUUCGACCGAACAAUGCGAGAAUUCAACAAAGAAAACCCAGUCCAUAGGCAAAACGUGAUGGAUAUGCUGCUACACUCCUCAGAUGUAGGCAAUCCUACUUAUAAAUUCGACUUAGCCACAGUGUUCUCUUUAAGAAUUAUACAAGAAUUCAACCAGCAAGUCAUUCAAGAAGAACAAAGAGGACUCCCGGUGUCUGAAUUCCUGAGGGUGGGGAACGACAUUAAAAAGAUCAAGCAAAAUCAAAUGGGCUUUAUUGACGCUUUUAUAUAUCCGCUAUGGAAACUUUUGUGUGUUCAUAUUCCACAAACGCAAGAAUAUGUAGAUGCUAUAGAGCAAAAUAGAAAAAUGUGGGAAGAGUUAGAAAAAUUAUAA